ACACAAAUGUCGUUUUUAAAUGACAGCGAGUUCGAGAACAAUUCGUUCUCGAUCUUCGGGCCUCUCGGUAUGGCGUUCUACGAUGAUGGACACGUUCUAGAAGACACCUACACAGUCAAAGUAGUUGUGAGCGUCAUCUUGGGGUUUUUUAUGGUGGUGAGCGUGAUCGGCAACGUGUGCACCCUGGCUGUGAUCGCACGGGAGCGCACCAUGAGAACACCUACAAACUGCUACCUCGCCAACCUCGCGAUCACAGAUCUACUCACCGCACUUUUCAUCCCCCUAGAAAUAUACGUCAUCUUUGUACCAGAUUUUUAUCCUCUAGGCGAAGUUGGAUGCCGAAUACAUUUCGUGUUAUGGGACAUCCUCAGUAACUGCAGUCUACUCAUCAUCACAGCCUUCACGAUAGAACGGUACAUAAUAGUGACGAAACCGUUCCUGAGACAAAAGCUGACACUAAAUUCCCGUGUGUUCAAAAUUGUUGGCGUGAUAUGGGCUCUGUCGCUGUGUUUCGGUAUCCCAGAUGCAUUUUACAUAGACUUUUUGGAAAGAAAAGAGUACGUGUUUUGUUACUACACGUUGACAAAAACUGUGAGCAUCGUCGUUGCUUUCGAGAUAUUUUUGUUCUUUUUAAUACCAAUGACCACGAUAUUGGUCCUGUAUAUUAAAAUGACAAUAAAGUUGAAGUCGGCACAGAAGAAACUACGCAGCAGUCCCGUGGUGGGCAAACAGAACAGAGACAAGGCGGUGAAGAUGAUUGCGGCGGUGGCUUUCUCCUUCUUCCUCUCUUGGGCGCCAUAUUGCAUUUUCCGCGUAAUGACGGUGCUGCCAAAAUUUAAAUACGAAGAUUAUUAUAAUGUGUGGAAAGUAAUCAACUAUCUAUGCUACAAUGGUUACAUGUCCACAGCUGCAAACCCGAUACUUUACAGUUUAAUGUCACGGAAAUUUCGACAAGCGUUUAAAGAUUUGCUGAAAAGUCCUCGCGUUUUGAGUGGAAGCAGCAUAACACAGCAAACAAAAUCAACUCAUGAUUCAGUAGUAUAA
Messenger RNA from Helicoverpa zea (corn earworm), 1044 nucleotides. It is a transcript of the gene NGR-A2, whose product is annotated as neuromedin-U receptor 2-like. Gene Ontology annotation, biological process: neuropeptide signaling pathway. The record is from RefSeq and is a predicted model, not a curated record. Bases 7 to 1044 code for a protein of 345 amino acids. Gene Ontology annotation, molecular function: neuropeptide receptor activity. Gene Ontology annotation, cellular component: plasma membrane. The transcript is spliced from 4 exons. NCBI's taxonomy places the organism in Eukaryota, Metazoa, Arthropoda, Insecta, Lepidoptera, Noctuidae.